Messenger RNA from Fusarium venenatum, 189 nucleotides. NCBI's taxonomy places the organism in Eukaryota, Fungi, Ascomycota, Sordariomycetes, Hypocreales, Nectriaceae. The record is from RefSeq and is a predicted model, not a curated record.
AUGGCAAUCAUCACCUUCAAAGCCUCCAUGCCGAGAGAGCAGCACUUCUUCACCGAACGAGAUCACAUUCGCAUUCUCAUCAUGAAUCCCCCCAAAUUGUGGUCCAAGAGUUGCAGCAGCCCAGUGAGAGUCUACCAGCCCUGGUGGCACCUUACCAAGAACUGGAUGGCCAUUCCGUGGAGAGGUUGA